This is a messenger RNA of Spodoptera exigua (beet armyworm), 2809 nucleotides long. The record is from the annotation of a GenBank genome assembly. NCBI's taxonomy places the organism in Eukaryota, Metazoa, Arthropoda, Insecta, Lepidoptera, Noctuidae.
UCGCUCGCUCUAAUUUCGUCACCCCACCCAUCGUCACACAGCAGUCUUUCUUUCUUAUUUGGUUUUGUAAGCGCCUUGUAGCGAUUUUGUGAAUUUUAUUGUUACUGUUAAAAACUGAGAAUGUUUAUAUUGCUGCACCGUUCUAAUAUUUUUUACUACAAACAUAAACGGAAUUCCUAAAGUGGUGUGAAUUUUGUUGUGAACAACAUAAUAUUUGUGUAGUGAAAUUCAUUAUCGUAUAACAAGGACAAAAACAUCUUCGUAGUGUAGCUCAAAAUGGCUGCCCCCAAUAAACCAUUGAAAUUCGACAAAAUAUGUCGUGCUUGUUUAGAGAUAAAAAAGGACAUGAGACCCCUGUUUGAGCAACUCACGGCUACAAUGUUGAUGGGCAUAACGAAAGUGCAGGUGGCAGUGGGCGAUGGUCUGCCUGCACAGCUGUGUCUGCAAUGUGUGCACCAGAUAUCCCGGUGCCACGCCUACAAGGACCUCGUCGAGAGAAACGACAUCGUGUUGCGGGAAUAUGCCGCGCGUAUGCAGGAAGAGGUGUUCAAAAGAGAGAGAGAAGAGAAAGAAAAGUUGCUGAACAUGAACUGCCAGGACACGUACAUGCAAUAUAUGGAGGUGCCGCUGACGAAUGCCAACCAGAUUCUGGACGGUUUCUUUGCCGGAACGCCAGAACAAACGCCGACAAAUGCCCCAGAGCAGGAGACGAAAAUUGAAUUCGUUGAAGUGGAAAAAGCAGAAACAACUUCGCCUGAGAAUCAAGCAAAGGACAAAGAAGGUCUAAAUUCAGACGAAGAGAAUUAUCUUCAGAUGGUUUUGUUUCAAGCGACGGCCACGAUGCCUCCCGGGCGCCAUGUUUGCAACCUCUGCCAUAAGGAGUUCAAGCACGCUCGGUGGCUCAAACAACACAUGCGCUCGCACACCAACUGGAUCAAAGCUAAUUGUAAAAAGCCACAUUUGUGCCCGAUUUGUGAUAGGGUUUUUAAGGGUCCGGGUAUGUUGAAAAUGCACAUGCGUACGCACGAACAGCGGCCAGCGAAGCAGCCAACGUGUUCAGUGUGCCAGCGGACGUUCCCCAGCAAGACGUUGCUGUACCGGCACCGGCAGACUCACUUCGAGCAGAAGACCCACCUGUGUUCUGUCUGCGACAAGCGGUUCUUCAGUGGGUACGCCCUGCGGUCCCACAUGGCGCGACAUCGCGGGGAGCGGCCCUACGUGUGUACCACGUGCAACAAGAGCUUCUACAACCCUACUGAUUUGAAGGUUCAUUUUCGUUUGCACACGGGCGAGAAGCCCCUCAAGUGUAAUGAGUGCAACAAGACGUUCCGGCGUCACUCGACUCUGUGCCAGCACAUGAAGAAGCACCGCGGCAUACGGAACCACGUGUGCAAUGUAUGUAAUAAAAGCUUCUAUGAAGUGUCCAAGCUCAACGCACAUAUGAGGAUCCAUACUGGAGAGAGGCCAUACGAGUGUCAGUUCUGCGACCGUCGUUUCGCGCAGAAGUCUGCCCUGAUCUACCACAGCCGGACUCACACGGGGGAGAAGCCGUACUGCUGCAAGGUCUGCUCCGCCAGGUUCACCACAUCCUCCGCCAGGAACAACCACAUGCUUACACAUACUGGAAACAAGAAGUUCGUGUGCACAAUAUGUAUGAAGGGCUGCACGUCCCGGUCGGAGCUCCGCGUGCACACGAGCAAGCACACGGGGGACAAACUGUUCCCCUGCGACCAGUGCGGACAGAGGUUCAGCUCGGCCUCCUACCUCGCCGUGCAUCGCCGGUACCAUACCGGGGAAAAGAAGUACCACUGUCCUGUCUGCGGGAAAGGUUACGUAGAAUCUAGUUCAUACAAGAAACAUGUGAAGUCCCACGGCGCGGCGGCCGCUAAGUCGGAGAGCUCCUCGUCCGCGUCGGAGCCCCCGGAGCACCCCGAGCCGGCCGUGGAGCGCCCCGCUGAUAUACCGCCUCCAAUCGCUGAGGAGUCUACUGAGGAACAAAACCAAGGUCAAGUAGAGAUCCAAGUGCAUGAGCCCCAGCAGGUAACGCCGCGGGGACGCUCGCUGCAGAAGCUGUUCCGGUUCAAGUGCGCCUUCUGUCCCAAGACCUACAUGUACCUACACAACCUGAAGAAACACACCGCCGUGCACUCGGAGGAAAUGAAUCGAAACGCCGAACAAAUCAUUCUAAUGCAGCAACCGCAACAGCAACAACAACAACAACAACAACAGCAACAACAAGUGCAAGUCCAGCAACAACAGAUGCAGCAACAUCAAGUGCAACAACACCAAGUACAACAACAGGUCCAGCAACAGGUGCAACAGCAAGUUCAGCAACAAGUACAGCAACAGGUGCAACAACAGGUGCAGCAGCAGGUGGCGGCGCAGCAGGUGCUGCAGGUGGGCGGCGUGCCCCCGCUGGCGCUGCACGCGCAGGGCAUCGUGCAGCCCCUACAGACCCAGCACCCGUACCCGGUGAUAUCAUCAGUGCAGUCUCUACAACUGCAGCAAAGUCAGCAGGUUAACGCGCAACAGCCGCAGCAACUUCAAGUACAAACAAUACAGAUACACCCACAACACCAGCCCAUACAGAUACAUGCGGUGGGCGUCCAGCAGGUACAGCAGCAACAGUUGCACGUGGCCACAUCGUCCUGCCAGACCAUGCUGCCAAACAUACUGCAGUUACAGCCGGCGACGGUGGCAGUGUCGGGCCUGUCCCAGCAGGAGCUGGGCGGCGUCACGCACCGCAUCAUCCUGCAGCCGCAGCCCUCCGCCGGCCACCCCGCUGUCUACACCAUACACCACUGAAGAU